Xyrichtys novacula (pearly razorfish) is the source of this 20449-nucleotide messenger RNA. The record is from the annotation of a GenBank genome assembly. NCBI's taxonomy places the organism in Eukaryota, Metazoa, Chordata, Actinopteri, Labriformes, Labridae.
GACUGUCGCGGCUGGGUGAUGAUUUGCUUACUUGGAGCAGGAUUGAGUUUGGAGCGGGUACUGUGAAAUGUGUAACCAUGAUGUUGCCUGGAUAAUCAGCGGAGGACGUUAGGAGACAGAGGUAAGAACAACUGUGACAGCCCAUACUUUUUCUAAUUUUACUCAUUAUUUUAUCUCGGUUAUUCUGCUCUGAUGAACUACUUCAACAUCUCAGACUUACUGAACAUUUUAGAUUAGAAAUAAAUCCAGUUUUUGCGGCUGUUUUUGCUCAUUUGGUGGUGGAGCGGUCAUGUGGAAAUGGACCUAAGUUUGGCUGCAGCCUGAUUCAUGAUUUCACAAACUUGAUUAAGCAGGGACUCUAUCUCAGACAGACAUCUUUGGACUAUUUUGGACAAAUUCGGGUCUUUUAUCCCCCUCAAAAACACGCGCUCGCUCCCCCUAAACACGGGGCAGACAGUUAAUACGCGCGUGGAGAGGGUUAAUUUGUCGCAAUGUGUUUGGAUAAUAAAGGUGGAUUUGUGCGUGUGCACCUGAUGCGCUCUGAUGUUGCGGUUAGUUGAGGAUGCAGCCUGUCACAGCAUCAGUCGAUGAGCUGCUGAGUGAUCCUCAGACAGCUCUAAUCAUCAUAUAGAGUAUUUUCAUCACUCACACUGUCAUCUAGGUAUUUAAUGUCACUGAGGGGAACGUGCAGCCGUGGCACGCUCGCGCUUCAUUUUCAUGCGUUCAUCGUUCGGAUAGUUUGAUAACUUAUUCAAGGAUUUUCAGCAGAGCGGCUUAAUUGUCUUGAACGCGUCUAAUCAUGAACGUGCACAGCCUAAAUGAACUAAUCAGACCUUAAAGGCGUUUGUUAAUAGCAGUCCUACCUGUUGAGGGCACCAGUGUGUGAGUGUGUGUGUGUGUGUGUGUGUGAGUGUGUGUGUGAGGAGGGUGAUAAAUUGGACCGUCACCUCUCAGUAUGCAGACGUUAUUACAGAGACGUGACCGCUCUCAACGAGACCUCAGACUAAUCACCUGCAAUAGAAACUGUUGCUCUGCGCUUAUCGACCUGUUGUCUCUCUCUGCUUCUUGAUUAAGAUAAAUAAACAUGUUGAGGGUAUGAAAUAAAAAAUCCCCAAAGAGAUCAAGCAGGGGGAUGUUUUUUUUCUUAGAGUAUGAUUCAUUUAUUUUUUAUUUUUGUUGGUUAAAAAAAUAUUUUUAGUGACUGAUGGAUCAAAGUGUGCAUUUCAGGAUAAUUAACCAGACUGGAUCUUCUCCCUGAUCAUAGAUCUACGACCAGCUGAAGGCGGGUGCAGCAGGCAGGACAGCCACACCUCAUGCGCGGGCUCAGCAAAGGUCCGAGUGGAUACGGGUCUGACAAACAUGGGUGUCCUCCAGCUCCACAAUCCCACUCACCCCAGCACGCUCCUGCAGCGGGCCAACCAGAUGCGUCUGACCGGCACUUUAUGUGAUGUCAUUAUCACAGUAGAUGGCCAGGAGUUCCCAGCACACCGCACAGUCCUGGCAUGCACCAGCAAAAUGUUUGAAAUCUUGUUCCAUCGCAGCAGUCUGAGAUAUGCCCUCGACUUCCUGUCCCCCAAGACUUUCCAGCAGAUCCUAGAGUACGCCUACACCGCCUCGCUCCAGGCCACAGCAGAAGACCUGGAUGACCUGCUGUACGCUGCUGAGAUCCUGGAGAUCGAGUAUCUGGAGGAGCAGUGCCUGAAGGUCCUAGAGACCAUCCAGGCGGAGGAGAGCGAGGAGGUGGCGGUGAGGAAUCACAGCUCUGGAGAGCACAGUGACCACAGCCGAGCCCGGCACUGGAGGCACAUGUUAAUGGCCAAGAAGCAUUCCAUACAGGAUGGACCCACCCGGACCACUCCCACUGCUCUGCACCACCUGGCGCUGUACCAAAUGACAGAGAGGAGCUCUCCUGGUCCAGAACCUGGAGCAGCACCUGAACUGAGUCCCAAACUUGACACUGAGGUUGACAUGGAGAAUUCCCAGCAGCCUCAGCACAGCAGCACAGAAUCCCGCUCUGCAUCUCUGGAUCCUGACAGAAGUAUAAAGUCGGAGAACAUGCAGGUAGAUGAUGCCAACGGCUGCGAGGGCAGGUCCUCCAGCACAGGGGAGGGGAGCUGUGUGUCAGACCAGCCCAGAGAUGAGGGCCCGGGGACGCCUCUGAGGGGCAGCGUGAUCACCAGCGCCCGAGAGCUGCACACCAGCCCAGAGGAUGGAGGACAGGCUGUGGGGAACUCUCUGGACUGUUUCCCCGGGAUAGCUGAGAAACAUCUGGCCUCCUUUUACUCCGUGCCCUCCAACCACACAGGGGAGGGGGUGCUGCCGGUGUCCGUAUCAGUGGCUCCGUCCCUGGGUGUGCCGCUGGACCCGAGGGCCUACAGCGGCCUGCUGCACCAGGGCCUGCUGCACAGGGAGCUUCUGAACAGACUGGGCCAGUUUGCGGCGGGGAUGAGGCACGAGAGCCAAACUGCAAGCCAGCAGUGCUGUGGGGAGUGUGGGCUUCAGCUGCACAGCAGGCAGGCCAUGGAGCAGCACAGGUAAAACACACAAAAUCUCCACCAACACCACAUCUUUAAUCCUAAUACCAGCAUUUAUGUUGAUCUUUUAUUACGGCGUAUGAAGUCAUGGAAAAAGUGAAAAGAGAAAGUGUGUGUCCAGGUGAGAUCUUGAAUCGUAAAUCAUUUGUCAAAGCCAAAAGGACAAGGUUCAGUGUCUUUGACAUGUAGCAAUAACAAUGAUAAUACCUCCCUGCACAUCACUUUCACUGACAAAGGUGUGCUACGUCUAAGAACAGAUGUAAGGAAUGUGUUGGUGGUGCGUGUGUAUUUUGAUGAAUAUGGGCUCAGUCAUUGAUUUUGCUGUCAGGGAAAGCAUCGGACAUGUCUCUCCUUAAACUGAACACUUAUUUGGGCUUUAGGACUUCCCUAUUGUGUUAAAAUUCUCCGCGAGUUAAAAGCUGGAAGAGGCGACAGCAAAUAUGUAAAUUUAUUCUCAGGGACACCUGCACUCAUGUCUUCAUCGCAAGACGUCUACAGAAGUUUUUGAAUCGGGGUCUUUGUGGUGGAUUUGAUAUAAAGAGGCCUCGGUGUCACAUUAAGCUGUUAUUUACAAAGGCUUGUUUUUCUAAAUUCUCUUUGAUUAUUUGUGCAGAAGCGUGCCUCACACAACAGGCUGUCUCUCGCAGGCUAUUUGAUAUGCAUUCCUUUGCAUCAGCGGAGAGGAGCCUCUCAGCAGGGACCGGGCUGGACGCUUCAGAUACAUGAUGGAUAACUUCUGCUUAACGACUCGCUCUGUUGUUUUUCCUUCAUUCCUUCUUUAUUUAUGCGCUUGUCAGUUUAGAUUUGUCAUUGUAGUCACAAAGUCAGGGACUAUCUCGGUGACAACUCUCAUUAAUUUGACUGCAGAUGUUAAUAACUGUGCGUGCUUGACAGUGUUUGACUCAUCACUAAUCAUUAGAAACAAGACAAUCUGGGAGCCUAAAGUCCUGAUAUGCAGCUAAUCCCUGAUUAGGAUCAUAGUCCGUCUCCGUCCGAGCCUGUGGCUGACAUUUCAGUGUCUUGCCGCUCCAGAGUUGAGCUGAAACGGCCCAAUGAAAUGGAGCAUCCUGUGGGAUAGUUAGUGAUGUGCGUUCCUUACUCGUGGAGACAGGCGGAGGUCCGCAGGUUGAAGGAGUUGGAUUGGUGGCGGUGCUUGAGGAUGUAAUGAAGUUGCUGUGGGUCUGUAACCAGGUCACUGAGCAUACACCUGGUCUGCGGACUGACAUUUUGUAGUGUUGUUAUCAGAGUAUCUCCUGGCUCUGCUUUAGUGUGAGAAAAUGACUUUGAAUUUCUGCUCAAGUUGUCUUGGUAAGAAAGGUCGAGAAAAUGCAUCCAGAAUUGAAAUUACGCACAAAUUUAAAAGGAGAUAACAACAUAUUUCAGAUUAUUUUAACCUUUUUUAACCUUUAUUAGGAAACAAUAAAUGAGUUUUAAUUAUGACAUUUAUAUUUUGGCCUCAUGGAAUAUUUUGAAGCUUUUGGUGCCUUUACUUUAUCAGAGAGGAGACUGACUUUGGUGUGAUUAACACCCUGAGCUUUUUUGGCCAAGAGGAUGCCCUGCUUUUUUACCUUUAUGAAAUAUCGCGCCACAUAAAUUAAUGUUUGCACUGUUUGGCCACCAACAAACCCAAAGUUUAAGUUUAUUUCAGGUUGUGUGGAUGCUCAGGUGGAGUAACAUAGUUAAAAGUCAGUAAUGUCUGCGUUUAAUCGGCCUCAUAAAGAAAAGAAAAAAACAUGAGCACGAGGCUCUAAAAUUAUAACAUCCCCUCUUUACGCUACUGUUGAUUUCAUGUGUGUUAAAUUUCAUCACAGGACUCAUUUAUUCUGACCACAGAGUGUUUAACUGUGGACUCUUCUGAGGCCAUUUUCUCUGCUGUUAGCGGGGUGAUAUAAGGAUAACAGUACAGAUGCCUUGCAUGCUCGGAUGUGUGUGAUAUGAUAUGAUAGGUUUUGCUCUCGGCGCAGCUUCAGCGAAUCAUCUUCUUUUCUCCUUUUCAUUGCAGUUACAGGAGGAGUGUAUGUGUGUGUGUGCACGUUAUGCCGGGAUGUGAGUUUGAGUGCAUGUAAUUGGUGUGUGAGAGUAUGUGCGUGCAUGCAUUUGUGUAUUCGUGUGCAUGCCCAGUGUCUUGCAGUGCUGGCGGGUGGAGGCACGCGUAUGUCUGCACUCUGAAAUUAGCCAGAUAUCCUAUUGUCUGUGUUCUUUUAGCAUUCAUGCGUUGUGAUUCACAACUCCAAGGGCCUCUUACACUAAUGAUGUUGCAUUCAGCGAGGGAUUCUUGCCUGAAUUAAAACAUGCUCCUCUUGUUACGAGGACAAUGAUGCUUCUGGGUUUGGGAGACCUUAGAGAAAGAAAAAAAAGGCGCAGAAAUGAGAUACUUUUAUUAUCACAAGAGCGCCUUCUUGCUCUGUUCCUUGUCCGUGUUAACACGCUCACGCCGGUGUUUGUGUUUCCGCAGGAGGCUGCAUAACGAGGAGAAGGGCCACGGCUGCGAGUACUGUGGCAAACACUUCCAGGACAGCAUGCGGCUGAGGAUGCACAUGUUGUCUCACACAGGUACUUAGUAACUCUUACACUCUCAUCUCAGAGUAUUCAGUGCUCAUGAAGCCUCUUGAUAGUGCGGCCUUUCAAAUGCACCUGUUCAUACUACAGUUCCCUCCCCCUCCCCUUCCUCCUCCUCCUCCUCCACCUCCUCCUCCCGGUUAGUGCUGCUCCGAAUACUUGGAUCAUGCUUUCUUUUCCAUGCUUAGGUCUGUGUACCUCUCCCUCCUCUCUCCUCUCUUCUCUGUCUCUCUCUCUAGUCUCUCCCUCUCUGUUUGAAUCGUUUCUGUGUUUUUUCGGAGACUCUGGCGGCUCGCCAGCUCUGCCCCUUCUGAGUGAUGACAUCAUCAGCUGCCGGCAGGCCUGGGUGUUCUGCCAGUGUUCCGAAGCGUGUGUGAUGGCUCGCUCGCAGAUGUGUGUCCAGGAACACACUGUACCCAAAUGCAGACUUAAUCAGACCUGACUGCUCUCCCAGCUACUUUAUCCAAAAUAGAGAAAGAGGAGCAGAGGGAGGGGGGGUGGGGGGGAGACAGAGGGAGGAGGAGUGGGAGGGGGAGGCAGAUCAGAGACUAAAAAUGAAACUAAAACACAAAGCUCAGAUGGAAUUUGUGUAAAGACAAGGCGAGGUCCCUGUCCCCUCCGCCUGCUUUUUUGAGGAUUGUUCUGGAAUGACAUUCUGCUGACAGAUGAGAGAGAAUCUGCUUCUUUAUACUUCACCUGAGUCGUCUCCUCUUUCCCAUCCUUUAAACCUCGCGCAUUAACCCUAAACACACGUACUGUCUUGAAACACUCUCAGACCUCGACAACACGCUGUGAUUUUCAAUUGGCGGUGACAUCUACAACAGCAGCACCUUUAACCUAAUUUGAAUUUUUGCAUAAACUCUCUACAUCCCAAUGUGUCAGCCCAUAAUACUACAAAAAAAGAGAUGUGGAUCUCAUUUCUUUGUCACUGUGUAUUUCGGUAUAGCAGCCUUAGAUCCCGCUGGUUGCUAAGGAGCGAGUGCUCCACCGCUCUAAUGGGCUGAUUUGGUAUUCAGCUCGAUGCUGGCUCUUAUUUUGGUAUGCCAGACAAAGUGUUUUGAUGGAGGACGAUUGCAGCCGCGUCUGGAGACAGUUUGAUGGUUUAUGGAUGAGAGCACACUCCGUGCCUUUGACUGCACAAGACAAUGCACUAUGUUCUCUUCUUCCCUUAUCACACAAUCUCUCACAAAACAACACACCACACUGGACAGCGUCACACAACAUCAACAUCUACAACAUUGCCUUGGUGUUACUACUCUAUAAGUCUACUCUCUACCAAGUUUUAUUUUUGCUGUGAAACAGUAACGGUUUGUUUUCAAAAAUUGUUGUUUUUAGAAAUGAACAGAUUGAGGCCUUUUUUGCGUUAUUUGUGUGUGCAGCUCUGGGAACAGUGGCACAGUGUCUGCGUACAGAGGCAUCGUAAGAGUUGAAAGAGGACCACAUUUAGGCUGUAGCGCUCAGAGUUCCCAAAGCUUGUGGGUGUUUUAAUGAGUCAUUUUAACUUCAUUUAAAGCCAGCUGAGCAGAAAAUAGAUCAGUGAAUGAGCCCUGGGCCAGUAUGGAUCUGCAACCGAUUUACAUCUCUGUGAGAGCCAACCCACAUCCAAACAGCUGUGUGUGUGCGCGUGUGUGUGCUUGCAUGUGUGUGUGCGUGCGCAUAUCUGUCCCCAUGUGUCUGUCUGUGCAGGUGUGAGGUGAGUGCAGAACAAGGAUUGAACAUUUCUGCAAGCAGUCUGCAUACUUGUCUCUUUCAUGUCCUCGUCACAAUAGACAAGGGCAUUCCAGAGGUGAACUGGGUGCUGUAGUUACAGUGUAUGCGGUGGGAUUUGGGGUGUUGACUCUGUUUUUUUUUUUUUUUUUUCUUUUUUUUUUUUUUGAUAAAGGGAUGUGCCGUAGGCGGGAAGCGUCUGCUGUAGAGAGAACACCCAGUCCUUCUGUGGCCUCUCAGGCAGACAGUCUGCUCACUGUUCAGAGACUGAUAACAGGGCACGGUAAAUAAAACUCUUCAGCUUGGCUCUUUUUUGUCAAGAAGAAGGGCCGUUGCACCCUGUCUGGUGCUUUUGUUUGUCCUGCGUUGUGUUUUUUUUUUUUUUUUUUUUUACGGCGCUUUCCUCCGCUCCAUUGUACUCAGCGCGUUUGCUUCCUUGUGUUAACACCUGAAAAGCACAAGUGUGUGACAAGCAAAGGGGUCUUUGGUGACUUCUGAAACAGGGUGCCUUUGUUCCUCCUCUCUUGUUGCCUUCUGUAAAUGCCAAAUUAACUGACUCGCUCUGCAAUUAAACACAUGUUUACUGUCUGAUCGGGAAACCUUCUUAUAAAUGUGAUUUCAUCUACAGCUCCUGCAGAGGCGCUGGUGUGUGAUCAGUGCGGAGCGACUUUCUCCUCUGAGGAUGCUCUGGAAGCCCACAGGCAAACACACACAGGUACUUAUAAAUACAUGCUCGCACACGCACACACACUCCCAUAUUGAGUUUAACCUGGCCAUCACGCACUGAGCUGUCGAGUAAGCCGUGACUACAGGACUUCUGAUCAUGGCUCUAAACUUGCCUGUCAUGCUGGCUGGGUUAAACUGUUCCUGUCAUGAUGCUCCAUAAUUUAUCAUCAGGGAGGUGGGAGGCCCUCUCACAUAUCACCCACUAAUAUCUCUUGGCAUGUAAACCCACUGCAUGCCACUUUGCCACAGCCGUUCCUCACAGUGCCAGCAGUACAGCUUCACAGACAUACUAUCCUCACCUCGUCCUGCCUGACAGCACCUGUGGGAUUAUUUACCUCACACUCACAAUAACAUGAACACCUUUUUUUUCUAUCAGCUCAAACGAGAGAGAGUGUUUUUACUUGGGUCUUUUCUUUUCACUUUGUGUCUUAAAUUAAAAGUUGGCAUCAUCAUGAAUCCUUUCUUUUUUAUUUUUUUAAAGCUGCGGUUUGUCUAGUCAACAUGUGAUUUAGAACGAGGACUCUAAAGAGUUUGGAACAAUCUGCCUGAGGAGCCGGAGCUGUUUUGAACUUUUAAAUUGAUUCUCAAAACCCACAUUCCCAGACUUCUGUAUUAUUAGUAACAAGUGCUCUGACAAAAUAAGUAUCAGAGUGACUUACGGUCACUUUGCUUCUGGGAAAAUAAACCAACAGUAGAGAGGACAGAAGACAAGAUUAUAAAAGAGGGAGAAUUAAGUGCAACUCGCUUUAAAGAGAAAUCCGUUAAAUCAAGAUAAGUCAUAGAAAACUCGUAAAAGAAGCCAUUUUAUUGUAAAAAUGUUUUUGCUUGUGGGACUAUUUUAUUAUCAGAAUCAAGUUAUUAAGGAUUAAUAAGUUGAUGUUUACAACCUUAUUGAUGUCAGUAACCUGUACAUACAGAAAAAUACUAAAAUGAGACAUGUCAAAAAACACCAAAUCUCACAAAGCUGUAGAUUCAGUUCAGUGCCAGCACAUCAUCCCCUUUGACAUCUUCUCAGAUAAGCAACAGCCUACUGGCCAUGACAUUAUUAUAACUUACAGUUUGUUGGUUUAUUUUAAGUAGAUCUGAAUGUUGAAGUAAUUUCCAGCCUCUCUAGUGUCAGUAUUUUCUUUUACAACAGAGAACUGAAAACGUUUAGGUUUUUGGACAUUCGGUUUGACAAAUUAGGCCACUUAGAAAAGGACUCCACUUCGAAAUUUUGGCUUUUUUUCUGUCAUUUAAUCGCCCCGCUGGGAAAAAAUAGCGAUGGAAACCUGUGAUCAACUUGUUCAACUUCUGUAUUACAUCUUGUAAUUACCGGCUGACAUGAUCUGUGAUUAAUGCUAAUUCAUUUAACACAAUCCAUGACUAAAUAUAGUUGCCUUUUGUCCACGGCUGAGAUAAGAUUGUGGUGAGACAACGUCAAUGUUAUUAAACACACACAACAGUGUGACUGUAUCAAAAGGCUACAUUACAGAUGAAGAAGAUAACUUAGAAAAGGGCUUGAAGCUCCUGUCAGGAGUUUUCACGUUCAUAAAUCGGACUGAAAUCUAAAUUUAAGAGGUAAUAAGAGAAAAAAAAAGACACGCCAAUCAACAGUCACAUGAUUUCCUACAAACAUUUUCCACAUUUACAACACAUUUUCAUGUGGCGAUAAAAAUACACACCUAUUAACUUCAGCGUAUCAUGUCUGUAAAUGAAAAUAAACUCAAGUGGAAAUCUCCUUGAGGACAAGAAAGUGGAAACAAAGUAUAAAAACUGUUUUUUGGGCUCGAGUUAGAGUUUACAGAGACAUUAAAGACAUGAGGACAGCUUAUUCCCAACAAUGAGAUAAUUGAUGUGAAUAAAGUUGCUAUUGACGCCUUGUAUUAAAAUGUUUCUUUACUAUUUAUCAUGAUGUAAAACAAUCAAAGUGAGUUAUAAUGAAAACGUGUGUUUGAGUGAAAUCUGUCCAGUACUGUCAGAGGUUACAUAUGCCUGGCCGUGUCUGAAUCCACACCUUUUCUGCUACUGUCAGAGAAAGGUGAUCACCCUCCUAGGAGCAUUGGCAUGUAACUGUAACUCCAGGUGGCACACACAGUAUGAAUACUUAAUGGAUGUGGACAUGGAGGGGUGUCAACGAUGCCCAGAAGUUUCUACCCUCAUCUCUCCCAACUUGUAAACAUCCAGAGCUCAGUUUCAGCUUGGCAGAGUAUCGUCAGCACAGCGAGGUACAGAAGGGCAUUACUCUCGCAUUUUGUCGUGAUCUCAGCUCGGCCUGCUGUGACGCAUGACCUUAUUUACUGACUCAUAUCACAGUCUGCACUGUCAUAGGCUACAGGUAAUUUAUCAGCUAUUUGAGGUUGUGUGGGGAAAUUGUGACAUUGCUCAACUCAUUGCGAAGAAUUACACUGAAUAAAUAUUGAACCUGGAUUUUAUUCCUCCUAAAACAGGAUCUUUCCGUGCUUUAGUGCCGACUGGGCAGCCUGGGCUUUAAUUUGCCAUGUGGCAUAACCAGUGAGCCAAAUGAGUUUCCUUUUAGCAGAUUAACACUUGCCAGACCUCAGCAGCUGCAGCGCUGCUGUCCACCUCCUCAGGAGGAGAAAUAAUACCACUUUUGGGAAAUCUUACUCUAAAGCAAUUUGGCAACACUAACUACAGUUAAAGGCUCUUUAGCCAGUUUGAUAUGUCAGAGGUGAAUGGCCGUGGGUGGCUUAAGUUGGAGAUCAAAGGGGGGUUGUUGGGGGCGGGGUGGAGUGUGGGAAGGGGAGGGGGGGAGGGGGUAUGUGAGGACUUCCUGGGGGCAGGAGGAUUGCUGCUGGUGUUGGAUGCCAGGACUGAGAGGAAAACAACAUCAUGUGCUGCUGUUUACUCCUCACCACAGCUCUGUCAUAGUCUCCUCUGACCUACUUGUCAGUGCCCAAAAUAAAAGAAUGGAUCUGUCUCCGAACCGCUCUCACAACAAAGGGGUUUGUUUCAUCAGAGCAAGUUGAGGCUCUGGGGCAACAAGAUUUCAAUUUUGGAAAAACCCAAGACCGUAGCUUAUCUACCGCACACACUGAAAUUGACCGUAUAUGCUUCGAACCAUGCUGGCCGACCGUUUUGCCACCUCGCCUGCGAGGCAAAGGCCAUAAGAGUGGUGCCUUUGUGCACUCACAGCAGCUGCACUGUUUCCACACAUUACAGGCUGCUUCAUCAAGUGAAUAAUAUUACCUUCUGUCCAAGCACUAAUUAAACAGUCCUGUAGCCCAUUCACAUACAGCACAGGCUUUACAAUGCAGCCCUUUUGAUGUAGACCUUUUAGCUCGCCUAAUAGUGUGUCUGUCAUCAAGCUCUCCCCUGUUAAUACUCAUGUAACUCGUAUAAGCCCUAAACUGAAUUGAACCGUUAUCUCUUUGAACAUGGUGCCCCCAGUAUUUUAUUUGCACUGCACUGUCAUUACACUCACAGCCCCGGAUGCCCUGUCUAUGUAACAUACAGUGAAUUAUAGCCGAUGUAUUGUAAACAUUCCAGGAAUCGAGGCAAACGAAACGGCGCGUGACCUCAAUGAACCGAUCCAUUGGAUGGUGGUUAAACACGAGCAACGUAUCUCUUGUUGCAUUAAUUAUUAAGUCGCUUGUUCCUCUCUCGGGUAGAUUAGCAGUCUACUGAUGAGAGCCCGGGGUUGUUUAAGGUACUGUAGCGUUUGUUCCUCUCACAGUGCUGCCACAUCACUGCCGUGUCUGCAUGAGCACAUACAGUAGCAUGAAUGCACAGGGUCAUGUGAGGUCCAGCACAUAAUGUAGCCUGAAUGACUGUGUGUGCUUAACUGGGAGAUAUCAGUGAAACAGCAGACGGUGAGCGCACUGUACUCAGCACGGCCUAAGGACAGAGUUUAUAGUGACUUCACAUUGCAUACUCCCGCUAGUCACUGAUGUAAGAUUGUGUGAAGUGAAUCUUUUUUUUUUUACCAUUUCAAGGAUAACUUUAAUUCAGCAACCAUCACAAAAUACUUCAUAGAUCAAAUUCUGGAGAAGAUGUUAUUGUUUGAGUUACAGCUCAGGAUGAAUGUUUUGCUUCUGUGUGUUGCAGCAAACACGAAGACAAAUGACUCCUAAAUAAAUCAGUUUAAUUGGAGGGCUCUGAGCGCUGAAGUUAAGAUUGUACAGGCGAAAUUAUACAGAUUUGCAGUCGUCACUGAAUGCAAACUCUUGUUCAAUUUGCAGUGGGUUUACUCCCAGAUUCUCAGGGUGGGAAAACUUUUGUUCGGCACCUGAAAAGAAACAGGCUGCGCUUAUUUGUGAAUGAAGGGAUUAGCCUGAACACUUCACCCCAACAAGGACCAUGAUCCUAUCUGGUUGCCUAGACACAUGGUUUUGUUUCUUAGGCAGCGUGAGAGCGUGGCUGGCUCCCACCUCAGCCCAGGCUGAAUAAGUGGCAGAUGCAUAAAGGCAGACCAUGUUAAAUCACAUGAGCGUGCGCAUCGUCUUACUGGAGAUACGUGGAAGUGGUGUAACAAACUAAAAGCGUCCUGAGUUACCGAUCUAAUUAUACAUUCGACAGGCAGCUCGGGGAAAUAACACACACACACACACACACACACAGUAAAUGUUUAUAUUUUCAGCCUCUCGCUUAAACCUAGCUCAUUAUUCCCACUGUUAAGGCUCCCUCCCACUAAACACAAUGCCCAGUCAACUCCGCGGCCUUUGAGGAAUACCAUUGAUUACAUGGUAUUUACCCCAUUGAGGACCAAGGGUCAGGGGUCAUCCUGUGCCUUAAAACACAAAUCCCAGGCCCAUUGUCUUGUUGAGGGUGAGAAAGCAGGGGGCAAUGACAGCCAACUUUAGGGCUUAUUCUCUCAUAAAGAAGCUCCUCUGCACUUAUUACCAAAGCUUACUGGAAAACUCUACAACUGCAAAUCCUUUUUGUUUGAAAAGUUAACAGAGCGCAGCGAGGCGAAAUGCCACCACUAACGCACAAACACUUCCUCGGCUCCAAAGGUUUUUUUUUUUUCUUGUUUUGUUUUUUAUUUUUUGUUUACACUUCAAGAUAUUAUUUGUUAUUUUUAUUUUCAGCACCGCUUGCGCAGAAUAAAACCAAAAACGACUCCUGAGCUGUUGUCACUGUGUGUCAACCUGAGAUCAAGAGUGAGAUGCUUGUGACAGAAUAUUUGUCACAAUUCUUUUCUCAAGUUUCAGUAUCGUUGGUGACAGAAGGAUCAGGAUAUACAUCUGUGACAGUCUGCGCGAGUGUGUCAGGGAGUUAGGCUUUACCUGCACAAAGAGGAGGAGGAAGGGGGGGAUGUUCAACUUUCAGAGCAGACAGAACAAAGUGAGCAGACUGCAUUAAAACAAGCGUUUACUAUAUAUUAUAUUUAAUAAAGAGAGAGAGGCGAGACCAUGAUUAAAGAACCUUUGAAGUAUCUACAAGGUGGAUAAUAUGUUAUUCAGUUUGUUGAGGGUUCUCUGCCUGAAGCUAAACCGACCUGGACGUAUUAGAGAGAAAGAACUCCCCCUGCUGGCUCCUGAAAUAAUCACCACAAAAAAACUAAAGAGUGGCUCAAGCCUCCACAUCAAAGAUCACGCAGAGACUGAAAUCUGUGCUUUUUAAUGUCUUCAGCCAUUUUUUCUCCUUUUUUUUUUUCUUUUUAGAUAGAUCAUUAUCCGGACUCCACUGAUGCACAGAGCAGAGCGAACUUACUUUGGUUAAGUAUGACUCAGGCAGAGAGAGAGGCUGGUUAGACAGUGAAAGGGUUUCCUGGAUGGUCAGCGGAAAAAAGGGGAGAGGGGAGGGUGCAGAGGCGUUGAGAAUGGUGGGUCUUUUGUCUCCAACUAAAAUAUUGUGAUCUGUGGGUGAGAAAAGGGCUUUGGUCAUUAGGUGACAGCAUAAAGACAGGGAUUGCAGGAGUUACGUGAGGAGCCUAUGACUAAUGGGCUUGGUCAAUGAGGGCCUGGACCUCAUUGUGUGCCCUUUGUGUGGAAGUCCACAGGCUAAAGCCUCCGAACAGGUGCAGUUCAUUCCAGCGGAUCGCCUCCACGCAGGAUUGUUAAGAUCAGGGGAUGGUCUUUCAUCCUGUCAUCCUUUCUGUUAAUGAUUAAGAAUGAUCAGUUCUAUUAGUGUCAGGAGGAUUUCAAAAAAGAGGGACAGUCAUCUGAAAGAGGAGGCUUUAAUGCUCGUACACCAAAUAGUAUUUAUCCGUGAAAUGCAAAGUCUAAAAAAAGCGCCUGGCUUUGUUUGAGCAAAUUGUGAUACGUGGAUUAGUAAACAAUACACAGUGGAUGUGUCUGAUUUAUCCAUGAAAAUGUGAAUUUGCUCCAUUUGUUUCCCUUUCUCUCCACUCUGAACAGGCUUGUCUGUUAACUUGAUCGAACCUAAAGCAAGUGUCUGACACUCUUCCCUCUUAGUAUGAGUGUGCUGUAUCCCUUUCCCUGCGUUAAUUCCAAUUUAAUUGCCAGUUGCCUCAAGGCACUUCAAUAACAGUAACAAAUGAUUUGAUUUAGUGGACCUCAUCAGACUGCAUUUUAAAUGCGACACAGCAACCCCACUUGAAUUCCAAUGAAGUGCUGGCACAGUCCUCUGUUUACUAAUGAUCCUCCGCUGGAGAUGUCUGAUUGAAUCUGAGUCAGAAGCAAUGGGACCUGCUAGCAUUGUAAAUGAUCUGCAACCUGAGCAGACAGAGAAAUAAGGAGCUCAUAAUCUCACAUUAAAGCUUCACUCUGCAGGACAAGCACAUUAUGUCCAACACCGCUGAUUAACCAGUCCCUCUGUCUUGCCACAAAUAUGAAUAUACAUCAGUGUAAAUGCCAGAGCAGAUUUGAGAGCUGGCGUUCACAGCCUGUAGAUCAAGUGUUGACUGUAUGACAGCCAAUGGAUCUUCUUCACAGAGCCAUUUUGACUUGAGCUACCCUGCCAGCGUCUCCCUAUCUGUAUUCCUCCCCACACUCUGUGCAACAGGAAAGCAGCCCCAAAGAGAUGCCAGGUCACACACAGGAUUAAACUGGAUUGUGUUUUUUCCUGCAGUCCUGCCUUUAAUGGCUUGAUAUCACUACUUAACAUUCUGCACAGAGCGCAUAGUGUAGGCAUCAUUUAGGGUGGAGCUACUAUCAGCCGCUCUUUGAGCACACAGACAGAGGACUUCACAGGCUGGAGCUGACUCCUGAUGGGGAAUGAAGAGAAUAAUUACACAUCUAACACACCAGGAAGGAGCCAUUGAUUGUGUGAUUGGCAUGCUGUGCAUUGUGUGGGAAAUUCUUAAAGAAAACAAUGACUUUCAUGGUUUAAAAUAGAACGUAUAAAGACUCACAGUUGAAAGUGCCUCUGGGCUUUUAGGGGAGUUAGUUUAGGUAGAGGCACUUGCUCUUUGAAAGAAGCUUUUCCCUCAGAGGACUCACACAAAGUUGAAGUGACCCAGUUUCCCCACUUAAGGCCCUGUCUGUGUAUGGUACUGAAAUAACUGUGUCUGUGUCUUGUGCGUUCUCCAGGGACUGACAUGGCGGUGUUCUGUCUGCUGUGUGCGAAGCGCUUCCAGACCCAGAAGGCCCUGCAGCAGCACAUGGAGGUCCAUGCAGGCAUGCACAGCUACAUCUGUAGCCACUGUGAGCGCCCCUUCCCCAGCCACACCACCCUUAAAAGACACUUGCGCUCGCACACGGGUAAGAAGAAGAAAAAGAGAGAGAGAGAUCAAACACAGCAUCAUCCAUGUGUGUGGUGUUAUUUCCUGUCGUAAAACAGACAUGCAGUGUUAAACGCAUGCAUAUAUUAGAGGAAAUGUUCUAUUUAGAAAUGCUGUAUUUAUUUUGGUAUUUGGGUUAAUUUCCUCAGGUUACCGCUUUAAGGUUUUAGUCAAUUUGCAUGCAUCCUCUCCCACCCUCCGUUUCCCUUCUCUAUAAGAUGACUCACCUCUCUGAUGACAGCACUGUACCGUUAUGGCCGGUGCAUAUUUUGGGCAAUUUCAUCCUGUUUAUAUUUUGGGUUCUUAGACAGCCUUUGGGCUUCUGCAAUUCACGGCUGUCAGUUCUAGUGUGGUUCACCCAAAAUGAUAGAGGAAACCCAAAUAAAUAUUGAAGGAAAAGCAAAUGGAAAUGACUUGUCUGUGUGUUCUACCGAGGGUGAGUCUUAGAGCCGCAGGAGACGGAGAGAUAUUUACUGAAAAGAUGUCCCCCUUUCUUCCUUUACCUUAAAUAACACUCCCAGCUGUCACGACGACUUGAUGUCUAGACAGGAGAAAUACAUAAUUGAUGUGAAGAGACAGAAGUGAAGGGAGUUUUGGCCAUGGCAGCGUAUCUUGUUUGUAUGCCAUUCUGCUUGGAAGUAACAUUUUGUAAAUGUCAUCUGCUCCACAGUGGGGUGGGGGGAUUGGGGAGAAUCGGCCUGUAAUGAGGAGAGCAAUGUAUCCUCUGACUUGGCUGUUGCUGUGGACACUGAGAUAAUGAGGCACAUAGGUCAUUGGAGAUGAGUCAAAUCCUCAGCCUAGGAGAGAAAUAGAUUAACUACUGUAUAGAGAACAGAGCAGCACAUGCCUGGAGGACUUUUAUUAGCUAUUAGCAGACAGCCAAAAGGAGUGUCCUCGUGUCAUAACAUUAGCGAUGUCUGAAAGCACAUUAUUUCCCCGCUUGAUAUGCAUGUGCAGAGAGGGCUCCGUGACGAUUUGACCUAUGCAGCUUCGUACGCACCUAACACUGUCGUGACGAGGGUGAAGUUAUCUUUUAAUGCCACGUCAUGGUAAAGGGCUGUGUCUGUUUGGUGGCCGCUGUUUUGACAUGACUUUGUUUGCAGGCGAUCACCCGUUUGAGUGCGAAUUCUGCGGGAGCUGUUUCAGAGACGACGGCACGCUGAGAGGCCAUAAACGCAUCCACACGGGAGAGAAGCCUUACGAGUGCAACGGCUGUGGGAAGAGGUUCAGCCUCAAACACCAGCUAGAAACACACUACCGUGUACAUACAGGUGAGGGUGCAGAGACGAGAGCGCAACAACACACAGAAGAGACGCAUAACUUUAAAUAUCAAAUGAAAGUGCAGGUGAUCCUGAUUUUCCCUCUUAUUCAACCAAGACUGCAUUCAACAUUCCUACUAUGAAUUGUAGUUUAUUUUGACUCAACAGCAAACACACUAUCACACUGAAAUUUCACUUUACAUCUAUUUGUGUGCAGCUGAAAUUUUGUGCUUUUUGUAGAACUCCAACAUACCCUAAAAACUAAAUUUCCCAACUGUGUUAGUGUAGAUACAUACAAAUUUACUCUAUGUAAUUAUAAAAAAUUCUUGAAAAAAAAUGGAUACUUGUACAGAAAAGUCACAAUAACAUAUUAACAGUUUUGGCCUUAAAACAAAAUAAAACUAUGACUUUAGCAGUGUUCCUCCAAAGCAGUAACCUGUCGCUCAACCUUUGUUGUGCCCUUCCUCGCUUUGACUGAUCGUGUUUUCAUCAUGAUAUGGCCAUGUUCACAAAAUUAAGGAUAAAUAAGAUAAAAAUUUGACCGAUUUAGCAGUUUUUUUUAACUUGAAGUUUGUAGAGAACCUUCAAAUUUAACCACUAAAUGCACACAGUACCAGGUUAAAGUAUGGUUACUUGAUAAAAAGACAGAAAAACAUGACAACACCAAACACGACCCAAAAAAUGUCUGUUCUCUUUACUCAAAUAACACAAAAGGGACUUUAUUUAAAAAGUUCUCUAAGUAAUAAAAACUCACUUUUAGCAUGGGAGCUCUCUUUAUUUUAUAGCAUAUUAUAAUCAACAACUUUUAUGUGUGUUUUGAGUCAGAUCUCCACCUAUCCAAGAAGAGAAUAUUUUUGCAUCAUUGUUGCUCAUUAUUGCACUUUGACUAUCUAGCUGUGUAUUCAGAGUUGGUAUUAAGAGUCAAAAAUGAAGAUUUUACUGAUUGUAAUGAGUGAAUGCAGUUGCUAAUUAAGGAGGCAGGAUUUUCUUGAUAAUUUAAAAAAAGAUAAUGUAGCUUCAAUGAGGUGUAAUGAGAUAUUUUGACUAAAAAUGAGGCAAAUCUACUCAAUGAGAUUUUAGUUUUUGUGGUGUUGACGUUCAGUCAUGCAGUUGAUGGGAAGCUUGUUUGUUUUUAGAGUUUCUUUUACUGUGAGAAGUGAAAUAGGAACAAUACAACUGAAUUCUGACUUCCCAGCUCUGUGUACUCUCCUCUUGAGCCGCUCAGUUAGCCAGUUAAGUCUUUUUUUGUUACAAAUAUUUAAUGACAAAGUCCUCGUUUUUGUUCUGGAUGACGCGAUCGACCGAUAAGCAGGUCAGUGUAGACGUAAUCCUCACACACACACGCAGAAAAACACCACAACAAGGACAGUGGACUGUACCAGAGCUGAAUCCUCUUUCACCUGGCAGGUGUCUGGCUUCAGGUCUACAAGGUUAAUGCCGUGUUGUUGAAUUUUUCAGGUGAGAAGCCAUUUGAGUGUAAGCUGUGUCACCAACGGUCCAGAGACUACUCGGCCAUGAUCAAGCACCUGCGCACACACAACGGAGCGUCUCCGUACCAGUGUACCAUCUGCCAGGACUUCUGCCCGAGCCUGGCCGCCAUGCAGAAGCACAUGAAGAGCCACAAACCUGAGGAAGUGCCGGCCGACUGGAGGAUAGAAAAGACUUACCUGUAUGUCUGUUACGUCUGAGCGGGACUUGGACUCGUGCACAGUCUGACCCACAUGCUCACUGCUGGGUGAAAACCUCGUAGCUCCAGUGUUGCUGAUUUUUCAUCCUGAUGGGUUACAAACGUUUACCUGUAGGUUGAAAAAAAGAAUAAAAAUCAGACUGUUUUUGAAUGAAAUAAAAAAAAAAAUGCAAUGUAGGUUGUUGUUAGAGUUCUGGGAAACACAAGGUUUUUACCUGACAGCAGAGACAUGCAACUAAGAAUAAAAAUUUGUGUCGACACGAGGGCUGCAAGAAAUGAUCAGUUUCAUUUUCAAUUAGCUUAUUUUUACUACUGAGCGAAGAAUCUUCAGUGUGAAAAUGUCACAUCUUGGUGUCAAGGUGUAAAAUUUCAAAUAACUAUUUUUGUCCAACCGACAGUCGAAGCCAAAAGAGAUUCAGCUUACAACGGCAUAAACAGAGAAAAAGCAGCAAACUCAAAAAAAAUAUGUCUGACACGAUCAAUCGAUUGAUCAACAAAUAGUUCCCCGGCGCCUCUUUCUCUUCAGCCCUGGUGCGCACAAACACGUUCUCCCUCCUCACUCGCAGUUUCAAUGAAAACUGUAACUUUAAUGGUUCCACUGUGGUUAGAUUUAAAGCCGCAGAGGCUGUGGCUGCUGACCUGUAUGUGUAGCAGCGGCUCUUUGAAUGCUUGAUUGAUUGAUUGCUAAAGCAGACAACAUGGGUCAUCUUUUAUGAUUGUGCAGUAGAUGUUGAAAAUAAUUCCAUGAAGGCUUGACUGGCUGAACUUUGCAACACUUUACUCUCCUAAACUCUUGUGACUUUUCAGUUUUUUGUUUGUUUUUUUUCUGCUGUUGGGUUUUUAUUUUGAAGUUGUUUACUUCCUGCAUGUUUUACUUGAAUGGCUGCCACGUUUUGACCUCAUAAGCUUGAUCUCUUUAAUUGCCUUGUCUUUUCUUGCAGUGGGUGACAUUAUUUCAAGGUAGCUGGCUUACAAUUUGAGUUUCUCCUGCAAUGUAAGAGGUGUUGCUAUUUAUAUGUUGUUUCUUCGUUACCAAAUACGUGCUGGUUUUCAUCACAGUCGGCAUCUCUCGGGAUGAUUUCUAGUAGAGUGAGCUCUACCUCCUCACUUUUCACCGUUUGUUUUAACCUACUGCAAAUGAUUCAUUCAUCUGUACUCUUAAUUUUUUCCAUCAGAUAAAUCACCAAUUAAAUGGUCAAACGGUGUGAAAAAAAAAUUCUAAUAGCCACAUCAUGGCUUUUACGUGUAGUUUUGUAUCAUUAACUAUAUAUAGAUGUCUUCUAAAAUCACAAAAUCAGAAUUUUCUAGGAGAAAAUUGAAAAAAAGACAACUUUUUUUUAUAAAAGCUGGACAGAAAAUUCUGAAAUUGAAUCACUAUGAGCAGGUUAUUGUCAGUUCUAGUGUAGCUGUAAUGUACAAACUGUCAUUGUAUGUUAUUCCCCUAUGUGAGCCUAAUAUAGGCCUUAUAGAAUAAAAACAUGUUGUAUUUUUGUAUUACAGUAAUUUGCUAUCUGUUUACAUUUGGUAUGAUUUGAGAAACAUCUUAAUGUGUGUGUUUUAUAAGUCUCUGAUUCGAUCCAGACCCCUCCCUUGUGCCUCUUUUCUAAGUAGAGCAUCGAUGUGCUUGAGUACAUGGGUCUGUGCUAUUGGUAGUUGUUUCUGGGUGUUUGUUUAUUGUUACUUAAUUAAAGAUAGACUGCCAUGUAGAUCCACUUUGUCUGAACAUUGCAACCAGAGGCAACUUACUGUGAUAGUGGCUGGUACUCUGAGACAAGCGUGUACUUGCUUCAAAUUGUUCCCUUCAAAGUGGCGACGGACUGAGAUCUUUGGGUUGAUAAAAAAAAUCGUGUGUAUAGCAAAUCUUGGCAUCUGCGGGCAUGAAGAAUGCCUCUCUAAGUAGCCAACAACACUCAGUGCCAUGAAAAAACACACAUUCACUGUAUCUAUUCUACAUGAACAUGCACUAUAAAUGGAUUUCCUUGGUGGACCAAAAGAAACAGAGCACUUUUGUUUGAAAAGGGUUUUUUUCUUUAAUCUUUCUAUGUUGUGAUAAUGCAGAUAUCCUUUUAUUUGAUGUGUCCUAGAACGAUGUGAUUAGCAUUGUUUAGAUUAUGUCAAUGUCUGUCUACCUCAGGGCCAGAUCAAAGCUCGACCUGGUGUCCAAUCAGGGUUGUUCUUCUUGCCAUGUGUGCAGUAAAAUCCCUCUUCAUUACAGCUUUGUAACACAGUGUGUGAAAGUGUUUUUUCUCAGUGUGGAUUCAGGCACAACUCUGUAUGCGUCAGUGUUCGGUGGCAUGGUUAAAAAAAGAAUAAAACAAGUUACUAUUUUAUGCACCCUGUCUCAUUUGCC